AUGUCGGAGCUGCACCAGGCAGCGGCCGCGGCGGACUUUGAGCACGUGGAGGAGCUUUUGAGAGAGAAGAAAUGCAACCCCAACCAGAAGGACAUAGACUGGGGCAACAAGACUCCUCUGCACUGGGCCGCAGCCAACGGAGACGUGGAAACAGCCAGGCUCCUCAUGGACCACGGCGCUCGCCCCUGCCUGAGGACGGAGCUCGGGUGGACUCCGGCCCACUUUGCCGCGGAGGCCGGGUCGCUGGCGGUGCUGAGGCUGCUGCACUCCGUCCACGCGCCCCUGCACAAGGAGGACGCCAGCGGGGACAGGCCGCUGCGGUUUGCGGAAAUAUACGGACACAAGGAGUGCGUUCUCUUCCUUCAGAAGUACGACUUGUGGAUGUUCACACUCAGCUGUCAGGCCGAGGCGGAGGGUCACGCCUACCGCAAAUCUGCAGCAGCCAAGGGAAUGUCGGUGGACGACACUGACGAGGAGUGGGAAGGAUGA
Molecule: messenger RNA, 489 nt
Organism: Entelurus aequoreus (snake pipefish)
Lineage: Eukaryota; Metazoa; Chordata; Actinopteri; Syngnathiformes; Syngnathidae
Product: ankyrin repeat domain-containing protein 66-like
Exons: 3
Coding region: 1-489 (162 amino acids)
Molecular function (GO): protein binding
Source: RefSeq, a predicted model, not a curated record